AUGGCAUCUCAAUCCCGCCGUCGCGCAGAAAGUCACCGUGCUUCCGUCAGCCGCCCUGGCUCUACAUACGCUCGGAAACGAGCGAUUAAAGCAUGCCAGGUAUGUCGAGCUCGGAGAACAAAGUGCGACCAGCAACGACCGGCCUGUUCAUUCUGCCUAAAGGCUGGCGUGGAAUGCGUUUUCGAACCAGACACCAAUGUGACAUUCGACCAAGCGAGCCUUGCCAUCAUAGACCGGCUCGACCGACUUGAGCGUAAGAUAGACAGCCAGUCGAGGCCGCAGCCGGCGUUCCUAGGGACCCAUUAUGAUGAAAGCAUUCCUGAGACCAGCGACGACUUAUCGCCCGAGCUAAGUGUUAUUCACAAGGCUCUUUUCCCUGUUACCAUCGAAAAAGUCCUCCAAUGGGGUGUCUUCACAGACGUCCAGUUACCAACCCUUGCAUCCCAUACACAACACUCCCCUGGGUCACAGUCGGAAGGCAGUCAUGUACAGAGACCAUGGGUUGAUGAAAUGACCGACCGGGCAUCAUGUGAGCGAUGGCUCAGCAGCUUCUUCGCCCACAUUCACGUAAAAAACCCAAUCUUGAACGAGGGAGAAACACGGAGGCUCGUCGCCAGGUUGUGCGCACAGGGACUCGACUGGAGUGUUGAAUCUGGUCUCGCGCUUCUGGUUUGCGCCAACGGAGCUAUUGCUCGUCCACUCGAAGAGUCUCUUCCUCUAUCACAUCCAGACCGACAAAUGGCAAUUUCUCUCUUUGAGGCAGCACAGAGAAGACUUGGUGGCGGCCUAGGUCCCACGGGACUGAUACAUGCUCAGUGCGCCUUUCUAUCAGGGGUUCUUCUCAUGUCACUGAUACGACCUGUCGAGGCUUGGACAACGUUUGUACACGGUUUGGCGAUUUGCCAGACACUUCCUUACAUCCGACAACUCGACCGUGCUUCGGGCCAGGCCAGUACGCAGGAGACUUCGGAACAGAGUGUCCUGUGGUCGUGCUGGAAGUCUGAACAGGAGCUCAGGUUCGAACUGGGCAUGUCUAGCCCUGCUGGACUAGCUGAUGACCCUCCUAAGUUAUUCCCCAAGCCCCCGCAUGGAUGCGAAGGCGGUGUUGAACGAGCAUGGUACUUUUACCUGUCCGAGAUAGCUCUCUGGAGAGUCGAGGUGAAUGCUCGAAGACUAAUGGGUCAACUCCAGCAUGGAAGCUGGUGGUCGCUUUCAAGAGCUUUGAGAGAGAUUGGAAAAGAUACAUCACAUCAACUUGAGACAUGGCAAGCCUCGCUACCGCCGCUCGUCAGUAUCGAAAAUGAAUCAUCUCCUUACGGAGGUACCGAAGAUGAUGUGGUCCGAUUUGUACUGCGCGGUCGCAUCACUUAUAUCCGCGAGCUUAUUUCCUGGCCGUUUAUACAUGUUGCUCUUAACGAAGCGGUAGAUCCGGAGUUGUAUGAGCACGACACGUCUGCUGCACUGGCUUAUCACUACCAAAGGCUGCUGACCAACGCACCAGGGUACUACCAUCGUCACCACGGGACUUGGCUCAUGUUGCGAAGCUCAGCAAGAAGCGCAUGUAUCCUCCUUGGUUUUGCACGCUUGAACCCUGGGUCUGCCCUUUUGCCUUCAGGUUGGAAGGAUGCAGUCUUGGAUACUUUGAAAAUGGUCGAAUACUGGAGCCUUGAGGCCGACGGAAUGCUUUCGGUGUUGCAAACAAUGAAAUGGCUCGUCCAAGUUGUGUAA
Messenger RNA from Fusarium subglutinans, 1728 nucleotides. RefSeq names its product oleate-activated transcription factor 1. The coding region runs from base 1 to 1728 and encodes 575 amino acids. Gene Ontology annotation, biological process: regulation of DNA-templated transcription. The record is from RefSeq and is a predicted model, not a curated record. Gene Ontology annotation, molecular function: DNA-binding transcription factor activity, RNA polymerase II-specific; zinc ion binding. Lineage: Eukaryota; Fungi; Ascomycota; Sordariomycetes; Hypocreales; Nectriaceae. The transcript has a single exon.